AGCUCACCACACAGCUGUUCCUUGCAGCCCUAGUCCUCCGAAGAGCAUCACUCCGCCUCAUCAGUCAAGGUCCAUUUUCUGCCUGCAUCCCGGUGCAGCCAUGCUGAGCACGGCAGUGCAGCUCUCGGUCCUGCUCGGCCUCCUUGGCUUUGGGAAAGGCCAGAUGUUUCACAUGGGACCAUGCCCAGAUCCACCAGUCCAAGAAGACUUUGAUAUCAACAAGUAUUUGGGGAAAUGGUACGAGAUAGAGAAGCUGCCCUCAAGUUUUGAGAAAGGAAGCUGCAUCCAGGCAAAUUACUCGCUGAAGGAGAACGGGAAGUUCAAGGUGAUCAACAAGGAGCUGCUUUCCAAUGGCAAAGUCAAUGAAGUCGAAGGAGAACUCAUGCACAUGGAUGUAAAGGAGCCGGCCAAGCUGGGUGUCCGCUUUAACUGGUUCAUGCCUUCUGCCCCUUACUGGGUCAUCUCCACCGACUAUGAAAACUACUCACUGGUUUACUCCUGCACCAACAUCCUCUGGCUCUUCCACAUCGACUACGCCUGGAUUAUAUCAAGAGCUCCCGAGAUGCACCCAGAAACCGUGGAGCACCUGAAGAGCCUUCUCCAGUCCUACAAGAUUGACACCGAGAAAAUGAUGCCCACGGAUCAACUUAACUGCCCUCCCGAGAUGUAACUCCCGGCACGCGGUGACACAGCACCAGACCAGCGAUGAACUUUGUUGCUUUCUUUAUUAUCCAUUAGAAUUUCUCUAUGUAACAGAGAAAUGUAAUAAUCCUUUCGCUAACGGUAGUUUGCCAGCCCUGAGUUACCCCUUGCUGUCAUUCCCUCUAUCACUCUCCCCGCUUUCUCGUCUCACUCUGACUUUUGUAGAGUAACUGAGUGAUUCAAAGCUAACGGGUGAAGAAAAGACGUGAAGUGCAGACGUGAAGCUCUGCUGUUGCUGUGAGUCCUCCAGUACGUGGAUGGGAAAGGGUAUGAGAUGUGAUGUGCAAGUACUAGUCCCAGGGGAAAACCUUUCAUCGUGUGCUUGCAGGUUUGUUUCCCAUUUUUGUCUUGGUGCUUCUGG
Aptenodytes forsteri (emperor penguin) is the source of this 1063-nucleotide messenger RNA. It is a transcript of the gene APOD, whose product is annotated as apolipoprotein D. Gene Ontology annotation, biological process: lipid transport; tissue regeneration; brain development. Lineage: Eukaryota; Metazoa; Chordata; Aves; Sphenisciformes; Spheniscidae. Gene Ontology annotation, molecular function: cholesterol binding. The record is from RefSeq and is a predicted model, not a curated record. Bases 101 to 670 code for a protein of 189 amino acids. The transcript is spliced from 5 exons.